Molecule: messenger RNA, 1361 nt
Organism: Hipposideros armiger (great roundleaf bat)
Lineage: Eukaryota; Metazoa; Chordata; Mammalia; Chiroptera; Hipposideridae
Product: histone-lysine N-methyltransferase SETMAR-like
Exons: 3
Coding region: 313-1341 (342 amino acids)
Biological process (GO): mitotic DNA integrity checkpoint signaling; replication fork processing; DNA double-strand break processing
Cellular component (GO): site of double-strand break; nucleus; condensed chromosome
Molecular function (GO): DNA topoisomerase binding; histone H3K4 methyltransferase activity; histone H3K36 methyltransferase activity
Source: RefSeq, a predicted model, not a curated record
GGAUGGCGCAGCGCUAGCGGCACCGGAAGUGGAGGGGCCACUGGGCAGCCAUGGCGAAGUUCUCCCUGCAACGGGGUGAGAAGUGGGGGGCGGGAUGAAAGGGGGCGAGGCUUCCUCUCCCGCCGCGAAAGAGAAAGAGGCGGAGAAGUCUUGCCCUUCUCUUCCUCCGGUCUCAUCCUUUGGACUCCUCUCGAGAGCCUGAGAGGUUUUCUGGGGUCUCCUCCUCUCCGAGCAGUUCUUCCUCCCUUUGGAAUUGGUCUGAAGAAAACAGGACCUCUCAGUGACAAAUAUCCAGAAGUAUUAACUGAGACUAUGGAAAUGAUGCUAGACAAAAAACAAAUUCGAGCGAUUUUCUUAUUCGAGUUCAAAAUGGGUCGUAAAGCAGCGGAGACAACUCGCAACAUCAACAACGCAUUUGGCCCAGGAACUGUUAAAGAACGUACAGUGCAGUGGUGGUUCAAGAAGUUUUGCAAAGGAGACGAGAGCCUUGAAGAUGAGGAACGUAGUGGCCGGUCAUCAGAAGUUGACAACGACCAAUUGAGAGCAAUCAUUGAAGCUGAUCCUCUUACAACUACACGAAAAGUUGCCAAAGAACUCAACAUUGACCAUUCUACGGUCGUUCGGCAUUUGAAGCAAAUUGGAAAGGUGAAAAAGGUUGAUAAGUGGGUGCCUCAUGAGCUGACCGAAAAUCAAAAUCGUCGUUUUGAAGUGUCAUCUUCUCUUAUUCUACGCAACAACAAGGAACCAUUUCUUGAUCGGAUUGUGACGUGUAACGAAAAGUGGAUUUUAUGUGACAACCGGCAACGACCAGUUCAGUGGUUGGACCGAGAAGAAGCUCCAAAGCACUUUCCAAAGCCAAACUUGCACCAAAAAAAGGUCAUGGUCACUGUUUGGUGGUCUGCUGCUGGUCUGAUCCACUACAGCUUUCUGAAUCCAGGCGAAACCAUUACAUCUGAGAAGUAUGCUCAGCAAAUCGAUGAGAUGCACCGAAACCUGCAACGCCUGCAGCCAGCAUUGGUCAACAGAAAGGGCCCAAUUCUUCUUCACGACAACACCCGCCCACAUGUCGCACAACCAGCGCUUCAAAAAUUGAACGAAUUGGGCUACGAAGUUUUGCCUCAUCCGCCAUAUUCACCUGACCUCUUACCAACUGACUAUCACUUCUUCAAGCAUCUCGACAAUUUUUUGCAGGGAAAAUGCUUCCACAACCAGCAGGAUGCAGAAAAUGCUUUCCAAGAGUUCAUUGAAUCCCAAAACACGGAUUUUUACACUACAGGAAUAAACAAACUUCUUUUUCGUUGGCAAAAAUGUGUUGAUUGUAAUGGUUCCUAUUUUGAUUAAUAAAGAUGUGUUUGAGCCUA